This is a messenger RNA of Myotis lucifugus (little brown bat), 1128 nucleotides long. RefSeq names its product coenzyme Q7, hydroxylase (gene COQ7). The transcript is spliced from 7 exons. The coding region runs from base 80 to 733 and encodes 217 amino acids. Gene Ontology annotation, biological process: ubiquinone biosynthetic process; regulation of reactive oxygen species metabolic process; determination of adult lifespan. The record is from RefSeq and is a predicted model, not a curated record. Gene Ontology annotation, cellular component: mitochondrial inner membrane; nucleus. Gene Ontology annotation, molecular function: 3-demethoxyubiquinol 3-hydroxylase activity. Lineage: Eukaryota; Metazoa; Chordata; Mammalia; Chiroptera; Vespertilionidae.
GUCCUACGUCAUCAGUCCGCGCUAAGGGCACGUUGGGCCCGCUUCGCUCAAGAGAGUCGUUACUUUGUUGUCGCCGACAAUGAGCUGCGCCCGGUGGGUGGCGUCUGGCUCCCGGUGGCGGCUGUGCUCCGGUGCCCCGCGACCCCUGUCAGCUUAUGGAAGAAGAAUCAGUGUCAGAUUUUGCAGCUCAAGAAUGACUUUAGACAAUAUCAAUCGGGCAGCUGUGGAUCGAAUUAUCCGUGUGGAUCAUGCAGGUGAAUAUGGAGCAAACCGCAUCUAUGCAGGGCAGAUGGCUGUCCUGGGUCGCACAAGUGUCGGGCCAGUCAUUCAGAAAAUGUGGGAUCAAGAAAAGGACCACUUGAAAAAGUUCAAUGAACUGAUGGUUGCAUUCAGGGUCCGGCCGACGAUUCUGAUGCCCUUUUGGAACGUGGUGGGGUUUGCAUUAGGCGCAGGAACCGCCCUGCUUGGGAGGGAAGGAGCGAUGGCCUGCACUGUGGCCGUGGAAGAGUCCAUAGCACAUCACUACAACAACCAGAUCAGGACACUGAUGGAGGAGGAUCCUGAAAAAUAUGAGGAGCUGCUUCAGGUGAUAAAGAAAUUUAGGGAUGAAGAGCUUGAGCACCAUGACAUAGGCCUGGAACAUGAUGCAGAACUGGCUCCAGCAUAUGCCAUUUUGAAGAAGGUUAUCCAGGCUGGAUGCAGCGCAGCGAUAUAUUUGUCAGAAAGAUUUUAAGAGGAUGGCUUCUCUAUUUGACCCUAACAGGGAAACCAUAAAUGGUAGAGAUUUGGAUGCUAUGGAGAGAUUCAGAUACCACCAAAAAGUGACCAGUCUUCAAAACUAGGCACCUUUUCUAGGUGCCUGCUCAUCAUUAAAUUAGUAUGUUACCAUAUUCCUGACAUCUUUUUCUGAAAAAUCCCUGCAGACUUUACCCUGUCUCUGUUGAAAUCAAAAUCAAAACACUUGUGUGAAACUCAGCACACCUGUCUUCUUUACCAGCCUGUCCGUCCCAUCUCCAUGGAAAUCAUUUAUUUCAGUAGAAAGAUACCAAAAGUUAGGCGAUGAGCUCAAGUGGAAUUCAAGCUGCAUGUCUGUGUACCCCCCAAUUUAUAUGUUGAAAUCCGAAACUC